Molecule: messenger RNA, 1081 nt
Organism: Galdieria sulphuraria
Lineage: Eukaryota; Rhodophyta; Bangiophyceae; Galdieriales; Galdieriaceae
Exons: 4
Coding region: 34-1047 (337 amino acids)
Source: RefSeq, a predicted model, not a curated record
UUGCAUAUAUCUGUGAAUCGAAAUUUUGCAAGAAUGAAGUUUUCAAACACUCAAGUUACUAUCCUCUCUAUUGUAGCCUGUUGCAUUUGUAUCGCAGCUGCAGCUCCUCUCGUUUCUAGAAUGAGUUAUGAGGAAGGCACUUCGUAUGGAUACAUUCAACCUUCAGCAAGUGGUAUAGCCGCAGGUGUGUCUCAAAGUGGUGAGAGCUCAGGACAAGCAGGAAACUAUCAAGCCGCUUCGGGUGAAUCCACGAUUGAAGUACCCUCAGUAAACUAUGGCUCUACUGGAAUCAACUCGCUUAAUGAGGAAAGUGAAGGAUCUUCCGGACAACUCAGCAUCCCUACUACCUCACCUGCACUAGUGUACUUCCCAACUCAACUUAUCGAGCCUUCAUUUGCUCCAGUUUACUAUUACUAUUCUAGAUCUUCUUCUUCUUCUCCGUCAGGGAGUUAUGAGGAAGGCACUUCGUAUGGAUACAUUCAACCUUCAGCAAGUGGUAUAGCCGCAGGUGUGUCUCAAAGUGGUGAGAGCUCAGGACAAGCAGGAAACUAUCAAGCCGCUUCGGGUGAAUCCACGAUUGAAGUACCCUCAGUAAACUAUGGCUCUACUGGAAUCAACUCGCUUAAUGAGGAAAGUGAAGGAUCUUCCGGACAACUCAGCAUCCCUACUACCUCACCUGCACUAGUGUACUUCCCAACUCAACUUAUCGAGCCUUCAUUUGCUCCAGUUUACUAUUACUAUUCUAGAUCUUCUUCUUCUUCCCAGCCACAGAACUAUGAGGAAGGUACUUCCUUUGGAUAUAUUCAACCUUCAUCAAGUGGUAUAGCCGCAGGUGUAACUCAAAGUGGUGAGACUGUAGGAGAGUCAGGAAACUACCAGGUCGCAUCGGGUGAAUCCACUAUUGAAGUGCCUUCAUAUAGCUACAGCCCAGCAGGUGUCAACUCGCUCAAUGAGGAAAGUGAAGGAUCUUCCGGACAACUCAGCAUCCCUACCAUCUCUCCCGCUCUAGUGUUUUUCCCAACUCAACUUAUCGAGCCUGCUUUUUAAUUCACUGAUAGUGAAUAAAGUUUGUUUGUGUUCC